This is a messenger RNA of Puntigrus tetrazona (Sumatra barb), 3715 nucleotides long. RefSeq names its product PR domain containing 5 (gene prdm5). The transcript is spliced from 16 exons. NCBI's taxonomy places the organism in Eukaryota, Metazoa, Chordata, Actinopteri, Cypriniformes, Cyprinidae. The record is from RefSeq and is a predicted model, not a curated record. Gene Ontology annotation, molecular function: DNA-binding transcription factor activity, RNA polymerase II-specific; protein binding; RNA polymerase II cis-regulatory region sequence-specific DNA binding. Gene Ontology annotation, biological process: regulation of DNA-templated transcription. The coding region runs from base 133 to 2037 and encodes 634 amino acids.
AGUAACAUGGAAGACCAGACUGGACUGAGAUUUACAAACACAGCGAGCAAAGACAAUCAAAGCAGCUUCUAAUCUGUGUUUCCGAGCGCGUUUCGUCCGUUUUGUUUUGAAGAAAGGUGUUUUCCUGAAGUAAUGAGGAUGUUGGGCAUGUAUGUGCCGGACAGAUUCGUGCUGAAGUCCUCUAAAGUUCAGGACGGGAUGGGGCUGUACACUGCCAGAGCAGUCAAAAAGGGUGAGAAGUUCGGUCCGUUCGCAGGUGAAAAGCGGAUGCUGGGCGACUUGGAUGAAAGCAUGGAUCCUCGACUGAUGUGGGAGGUUCGAGGGAAUAAAGGUGACGUUCUUUAUAUCCUGGACGCCAGUAACCCUCGGCACGCUAACUGGCUCCGCUUCGUUCACCAGGCCCCUUCACAGGAGCAGAAGAACCUGGCCGCCAUUCAGGACGGAGAGAAUAUCUUCUAUCUCGCUGUCGACGACAUCGAGACGGAUACGGAGCUUCUGAUUGGCUACCUGGACAGUGAUAUGGAGGAGGAAGAGGAGGACCUCGAGGAAGACCAGGACAUCAAAGACGAAGAUGGGAACAGCGCAGAGAGCAAACACCUCAGUGCAGAAACAGAGCUGGCGAUUAAGAAGGAAGACUACCCGUGCCUGCUGUGUGAGAGCAGCUUCCCCAGUGAAGAAGUGUUAGCCGAACAUCUGCAGAGUCUUCAUCAGAGAGGAAGCACGGAGGACAAAGAGUUCAAAUGUCGUACCUGCGGAAAAGAGUUUCCUGUCAAACAGGCCCUGCAGCGCCAUGUUCUUCACUGCACAGAGAGCUCGGCUUCGUCAGGAGACCCUUCCAAAGCUCAUCAGUGCGUCCUGUGUCACAGCACCUUCUCUUCGGAGUCCUGCUUCGAGCAGCACAAAGAGGUGUGUAAAGGAGACGGCCGCUUCAUCUGUAAGGUUGAGAGCUGUGGGAAGAGAUUCAGGAGUAAAGACGCCCUGAAGAAACACAAAGGCAACGUCCACACAGGGAGUGCUCGCAGGAAGUUGGUAUGCACCAUCUGUAAUAAGAAGUGCUCAUCCUCACUCAACCUGCAGGAGCAUCGCAAGGUUCACGAGAUUUUUGACUGUACUGACUGUGAUAAAAAGUUCAUCUCCACGAAUCAGCUGAAGCGACACAUGAUCACGCACUCUGAAAAGCGUCCGUACACCUGCGACAUCUGCAGCCGGAGUUUCAAGCGUCUGGACCAGGCCACGGCUCAUAAGAUCAUCCACAGCGAAGAUAAACCGUACAAGUGUAAGCUCUGCUGGAAGGAGUUCGCCCACCGCAACGUCUACAAGAACCACAAAAAGACUCAUUCAGAAGAAAGGCCUUUCCAAUGCGAGGAGUGCAAGGCCCUCUUCCGCACCCCGUUCUCUUUACAGCGCCACCUCCUCAUUCAUACCAGUGAGAGGACGUUUAAGUGUGACCAGUGUGACGCCACCUUCAAGCGCAAGGACACUCUGAACGUGCACAUCCAGGUCGUUCACGACGGCCACAAGAAGUACAAGUGUGACCUGUGCGAGAAGGCCUUCGUGACGCCGUCUGUGCUCAAGAGCCACAAGAAGACCCAUACAGGAGAGAAGGAGAAGAUCUGUCCGUACUGCGGCCAGAAGUUCGCCAGCAACGGCACACUGAGAGUGCACAUCCGCAGCCACACGGGUGAACGGCCGUAUCAGUGCCCAUACUGUGACAAGGCCUUCAGCAAGAACGACGGCCUUAAAAUGCACAUACGCACACACACGAGGGAAAAGCCAUAUAAAUGCAGCGAGUGCAACAAGGCCUUCAGUCAGAAGCGCGGCCUGGAUGAGCACAUGCGCACACACACCGGAGAGAAGCCCUUCCAGUGCGACGUGUGUGACCUGUCCUUUAGUUUGAAGAAGAUGUUGAUCAGACACAAGCUGACCCAUAAUCCCAACAGACCCAUGGCUGAAUGCUCCCUGUGCCACAAGAAGUUCACCCGAAACGACUACCUCAAAGUCCACAUGGAGAACGUCCACGGAGAGACCGAGGGAUAGACGGUCACACACAAGCCUUAUAUAACCAAUGCAUAAAUUCACAGAGUAGAAACCAGCAUUGAUGUACUUCAACUGGCCAAGCUCUUUCCAAAGAUCUGCGUCAUCUACAUGUCCUUCAGACGUUUAACACUCCAUCGUAUCGCUUUUUAAUCCUGGCUGCAUUUUCAGUUUAAAUAGGAGGAAGGUAUUAAAAUGUGCAAUUGUACAGAGAAAUGGAGUAUAUCCAUCAUAACUGACCUAUUUGAUUUUUGUCCUUUUGUAUGUAAGUAUCUGUUGCGUGACCAAAGAUCAUGACCAGACAGUUUUCUACAACCUUGUUGAGAGUAAAGUUUGUUGGUUUGCAUUUAACUGUAUUAUCCGAUAUUUAUCGUUUUGUAUUUUCGGCAUUCAAGCUCACAUGAGGUUUGCGUUUGAUUGUCAGAUUAACAUCUUGCGGUUCUAAGUUUGCAUUUCAUUUGGAUGAAUGAACGAUUGAAUCGCUGAUAUCACUAAUCUGGUCAGCGUGUUGUUGUUUUUUUUUUUAAAUAAACAUUUUUCCCGACCCUGCCCCGUCCAUCUGCGGAAGGCAUGAUUCAGUGAUCUGUGGGAUUCAAAAGAUAGUGCUGCCCUUUACUUAAUUAUAAACACUUGAUUCUUGGUAAAUGGUUGGUGUCUGAGGAAUCGGAUGUGCUUUGAUGCUUGAUUAGACAUCCUCGGUCAAUGAUUGUGCCAUUGGUUAUAGCAUAAUUAAAACCUUAGUGUGGGUUUGGAUAGAAAAAUAAUUACUCAUUAGGUCUGGGAUCCAGAGCCAAAUGCACAAAUUCUGCUUUUGGGCUCUGAACUUUUAUAAGCAUGGAUGAGAUGGUGACCUGGGGCCUCAUUUAUAAAGUGUGCGCAUGCUCCGAUUUUAUCGUAGAGUGUGUGUACGCUUAAAUCCAUGGCAACGCUCGUAUUUAUAAAAACUUUCUUUGACGUGGAAAAGUGCUUAGCAUCACGUCAGGGUCUGAGCAGACGUACACACUUUUUACUGUAGGGGUAUUACAGGUUUUUGAAGAAGAAAGCUGUUCCUGCAGCUUGCUGCUGUAAAUUAUGAUGCAACAUUUUAUAAUAGCCUCCUGGUCAUAAAUACUAUGCAUUUUUAAGAGUGUUCCAACAAAUAACUUCUGAUUUGCUGCUUAUCAAUAGCUAGUAAAGUAGAUGUUAAGUUUAGGUUUGGGUUAGGAUUAGGGGAUCUAAAAUAUGGUAAUCACGCAGAAUAAAGGACUUCUUUAAGAGUUAUGAAUUCGUUUUUUAACUCUGUUUGAAUAUUAAACGUCUGAGCUAUUUAAUUCAGGCUGAGCUUAAGAAUCGUCUUUUCUGAUUUCUAGAUUUCUUUCAUUUUGAGGUGGAGACUGAAUGUCCUCUUUCACAUGAUGUUCCCUCUUGUCAUUCCUUGCUUUAAUGUCUCUUUGUGUUAUUUUGACCUCUAUAAGCAUGUGGGAGCGAAUUCUUGUUGGAUUAAAAGGGUCUUUAUCUCCGAAAAACAAAAAAAAUGAAGAAUGAAUUGCAGCUGAGGAUUUUCUCCUACCCACUUUUCAAAUCUUCUUUCUGGCUCAUGUCUUGUUGGCUGAAAUAAGUUGUAUAUAUUGAAUAUUAUUUGCACAUGAUCCUACAUCCCUCUUGUCUCUCGUUUUCUCCUCUGUUUUACAUUUCUGUUUUC